This is a messenger RNA of Scatophagus argus, 8265 nucleotides long. RefSeq names its product RHO family interacting cell polarization regulator 1 (gene ripor1). The record is from RefSeq and is a predicted model, not a curated record. Bases 430 to 3714 code for a protein of 1094 amino acids. The transcript has 24 exons. Lineage: Eukaryota; Metazoa; Chordata; Actinopteri; Scatophagidae.
CACACACACACACACACACACAUACGAAAUGUGAUUCUGACAAAGAGAUGGCGUCUAUUGGACAUAAACAAUUUUGCUAUUCUUAGAGCCUUGGAAACAGUGAGUCAAUAAAUGUUGGUGAAUGGGUGGUGCCAGAGCAAUGUCAGUGGUCACAGAAUUCAGAAGAGUACGCAUGUGCUCUGCAGGGGGGAGGCAGGGUUUUUCCAGAAUGGUCUGGGAGAGAGAGGCCUGAGAGCAUCAAACAAUAGGUGUGGUGUCAGCCUUCUACGCCUCUGUGGUAAGCGAGUGUCUGAGUGUGUGGCACACAGCCACAUCCCAAUAUGAGAACAUCAAUAGCAGAGGAGAUGGUGUGACUGGAAUCUGCUGUUAUCAUUGGGCAGCACUGGACCACUGUUUGGAUCAGGGAGUCCUUCCCGAACUCUCUCCACCAUGUCGCUGUCUGUUCGCCCAGUCAGACGCCUCACCUCCAGAUCCAUCACUAGGAGCCAGAGCUUCACUGGAGUCAACACUUACGACAAGCAGUACAGGAACCUCACAGUGUUCAACACUCCAGGUCUCAGCAGGAAGUCCAGCAGAGCCAGCAGGAUGUUUACUAUGUCCACCAAGUCCAACCCACCACCUAAAGUUCCUCAACCAGAGCGACUGGAUCAGGUCUAUGAGGCACUAAAGAAAGGCCUUCAGUCUUACCUGCAGGUCCAUCAGAUGGACUUGGACAGCUUAAGCAGACAAAUGAAAGAAUCAAAGAGGAACUCCAGACUGGGUUUCCUGUACGAACUGGACAAGCAAGUGAAGGUGACUGAGAGGUACAUAAGACGACUGGAGUUUCACCUCAGCAAGAUUGAGGAGCUAUAUGAAGCCUACUGCCUGCAAAGAAGACUCAGGGACGGAGCCAACAAGAUGGUGAAGGCUUACACUGCCUCUCUGUGCAGUAAGGAGGCCAGGGAGAGUUUAGCAGAAGCCAAUAAAGGAUACAAAGAGUACACUGAGAACAUGUGUGUGUUGGAAAAUGAGUUGGAGAACCAGCUGGGGGAGUUCCAUAUUAAGAUGAAAGGUCUGGCUGGAUUUGCUAGAUUGUGUGCUGGUGACCAGUAUGAGAUCUUUAUGAGGUAUGGUCGACAACGGUGGAGGCUCCGAGGCCGAAUAGAGAUCAAUGCCAAACAGGUGUGGGACAGUGAAGACAUGGUGUUUGUGCCACUCAUCAGUGAAUUCCUCUCCGUGAAGGUGACAGAGCUGAAGAGCUUAGCCAAUCAUGUGGUUGUAGGAAGUGUUUCCUGUGAGACAAAGGACCUGUUUGCUGCACUACCCCAAACGGUUGCCGUGGAUAUUAAUGACCUUGGGACUAUCAAACUGAGCCUUGAAGUCACCUGGAAUCCAUUUGAUAAAGAUGACCAGGGAUCAGUGGCAGGCACUGUCAACAAAGCUCCAGUCGUCAGCAAGAGAUUCUCAACCAUCUUCAACCAGAGUCCACCUGACACGCCGUCUUUACGUGAACAAGCCUUCUAUAACAUGCUUCGCCGUCAUGAAGAGUUGGAGAAUGGAACAGCGUGGUCCAAUUCAUCCGAAUCCUCCGAUGACUCCUCCAGUCCUCAGCUGCCUGUGGGAGGGCAGCACAACUCUACACAUCAUAAGUCAGUUUUGGUGACACCAGAGAUACAGCCAGUUCUAACAAAUUCCUCCCAUCAGCCUGACAUCUCCUUUAGCCUCAGAGACUCCACUUCCUCAGCUCCAAACUCUGCCCACAAAGUCAGCACUGUCAGUGAGCUUCCCAGCAUAUCCAAAGACCAAGAAGAGAGUAAGAGGGAAGAGGAGAAGGGAACAGUCAUUGUGACGAAAAAAACUGACGAUGAGAAGGACUACACAGAGAAACAGUCUUCCAUAGCAACAGUGGAUAGAGUUGUGACCAGCAGCCACGCCUCACGUAACUACUUACGCUCUUUGAGCCACAUUAGUGAAGGUAGUGCUGAUGGCAUUGUACUGACGGACAGAGCAGCCAGCGAAUCAGGAGAGGUGAUGGCCUCCAGGCUUUCCAUCAGUGACACUGAAAUGGAGGUGCCCAGCAAAAUACCUGAGCCUCCCACCCAGCCACCCAGCUUUGGUGCCACAGACACAGACCUGUCACCAAGGAGGCUUGGUAUCAUUGAAGAAAACACAUCAGCUGGCGAUGUCACAGAUCAACGUCAAAAUGGAAAGAAACAGGAUACAUCCAGCUCCGUGCUCACAUCCUCCCCUCCCAGGACUGAGGGAGCACACCCUAACCCCCCGUCACAAAUGAACACACACCCACACCUAGAAUGUAACACACUCCCGGAGACUGGAGAUGUAAUUUAUGUAGCCCAGCGCGUAUCGGUGGAAGAGGAUAUGCCAGGUGCAGGAGCAGAUUGUCUGUCCAAGGAGUGUGAUGGUUUGGUGGACAGUGGACUGGAAGAAGCCCUGGGCGCUGUGGUUUCUUCUCUGGAUGACUACAGAGGACAGUUCCCAGAGUUACAGCUACUGGAGCAAGAGCUGAAGCUGCUGCAGGUUACUCUCAAGGGCGGUAAGCACAGCCGUUCACCCAGCAUGGCCAGCCUCACAGUGGAAACCGCUCUGGGUAGCUUUGACUUCCUCAACAUGUCUGAGUGGGAGGAGGAUGAGGAGGAGAAGGGUGACAAGAGGAGUAGAAAUGGCAGAUCUCUGCAGGACAGAGGCUGGGACAGCCCUUCCUCUCCCGCCUCCCCCCUUACCACAGGCUGCACGGCUCUAGACUGCACCCUGGUGGUCCACUUAAAGAACUGCAGCACGCAGCUGUUGCGUCUGGGUACGUUUGGGCCUCUGCGGUGUGGAGAGAUGUAUGCCUUAGACAGACUGCUGAGAGAGGCAAGAGUCUUCGAAAUCAUCCGACGCAUUGCCAAAGACAACCCAAAACGCCUGAGACAGCCUGAUGAAGUGAUACCACAGUUGGGCCAGUGUCUGGGUGCUGUUUCACUAUGGCAACAGUGUGUGGGGCAGGGCAGUGUGUACAGCGUCCAUGCUGAUUGCUUCCUGGCUAUGCUGUCAACAGUCUACUACAGCACACUGCCAGAGAGGGUCAGCAACAUGGCCGAUACAGUGUUCUUAUGUCUGGCCGAGCGAAUGCUGGAUCAGAAGUUACCACGGCGAGGCAGCAACAGAGAAAAAGUGUCAGUGACGCUCUUCCAACUGUGGACUUACUUGGAGGCCAGUGGCAUCAAUGACAUGGAAACACACAUCAUGGAGCUGGCAGAAGAAGUGUGGUUGGUGCAGAGCCUUGCGUCAUGUGACCAGGACGUGAUUGUCCACGCUCUGCGGCAUCCUGCAGAGUGCAGCCUGAGGAGAGAAGGUCUUCACUCUGUGGCUAAAUUACUGAAAGACCCACGAGGCAAAGUGUCAGCCACUGCCAGUUCUGUACUCAGAGGCCUGGCUGCACAGCACAGACAGAGAGAACAGGCUUUGGUCAGCUGUUUGGAGCUGCUGGAAGAUGACAAUGUGGACACCAGAGUCUGUGGAUGCAAGGCUUUGGCUUGUCUAAAGGCUAAAGAAAGCAUUGACCAGUUAGUGUAUCUUUGUCGAACAGACAAAGAGGAAGUCCGCGAUGCUGCCAAGCAAGCGUUGCUAGUGCUGGGCGAGGAGGGGAAGAUGGCCCACAGACAUGUGGAGACAUCUCAGGACAGUAUACCGAGACUCUUCGCUCCAGGAAGCAUGGCCAGCACAGCUUUCUGACACCACACACACACACACACACACACACACACACUGGGUGAAUGUUGUGCUUUGACACAAUGUCAUGAGAAUGUACAGUUUGCUGUUUGUUCUACUCCAUUACUACCACUAAAACAUACAAAGACAAAUAUAAUCUAUAAUAUUAAGUAUACACACUGUCACUGUCUGAAAGAUGUCUGUCAUAUUACUCACAUCAAGGACAGCAACUCUACUGAAUACUGGGUGAACAUUUAUGGUCAGUAAGCUACAAACACAAUGUUUAUCAUCCUGUGCUAACUACUCUGAGAAAAUCAGUCGGACUGGAGAGAUGACUGAAAAAAUGUACAAUGUGAGCAGGCUCGAUUGGAAGGGUGGCUGAAGGGAGGGAGUGUAAUAAUGAAAGGGACAGUGAAGGAAUAAGAUGUGGGAGAGUCAACGGGACAGGGAGGAACUUGUCUGUGUUGCCUGAGUCAUAAUCAAGUGAAAAUAGUGGACAAAUUGCAAUCAUAGUCCUGUUCCUCUGUGGCCCACACACAAACAGGCCUACACUGAAGUAACACCUAAGUUAGCCAAAGUCUAGAAAGCACUCUCAAGUCACUGAGUUAUAUCAUUUUCAUUUUUAUAGCCUACUAAGUGCCCAAAAAAUGUACAGAAUGUUGAGUUUCUUAUAUUUUUAUGGGUUUUCUUUUUGACUGGUUACGUACAUAUACAGAGUAAAUAUUCCAUUCUACAGUAUAAUGCUACCUCUUCUGUAAUCUAAAACUACCUUUCUUAAGGGAUACUACUCUGUCCAUUUCAGAUUAAAUGCGGUUUUACUCCAGGUGGACACCUUGUUGUGUCAUGUAACAUGCCUACACACUGAAAAUUAAUGACAGCAAAAGGCUUUUCUCAUGCACUUCUGCCUUUACUAUGAUCUACUUGUUGAUUUUAAUUUUUGCCAGAUGAUUGUGGUUACUUGUCUGCAGUACUUGCACCAAGGCUGUCGUAACCCUUUAAGACGUGUGUGUGAGUGGGCUUGAAGCCGAGUUGACACUGAGUCUAAAUGACACUAGGACACUAGCGAAAAUAAGCACUUGUCAAUGACAGUGCAGAACAGUUAACGCGAUAUUAAGGAAGUAGGCGUCUGUGUGAAGAUCUGACAGCAGAUGAUAUGCACAAACCUCAAAGUCUUCUAUGAGGCAGCAACGGUCAGAAGUACAAGUAUGAGCCUAAACAUCCACACACAUUUGUUCUCAGAAUAUAGAUAUUCUGAACUUCACAAACUUAUUCGUAUUCAUUCAGAAAAGCUUUUUCAUUGCAGGAACAUCUAGCAGAUUGCGAAUGUGAACUUACUGAUCCGCAAGGGACAGAAGCGUCUCUUUGAAGUGUUUGUUUUCAAGGACGGGUUUGGAUUUUCCUCUAAAUUUGUCCUAUCAGACUUUUAACAAACUACGUAUAGUUCGUACAGUGUGUCUUCUGACUCCAUCCAAAGGCACAAGCAUUACUGCCUGUUCUGAAAGGCAGGACGUAAAAACCCUGCUGUCGGAGCCUGCUUCUGGCAGCAUCGCUGAUCUCUCUCUACGAUCUCAGUUUUGUGUGAAUGUGAGGAAGAAUGGUUUUUUGUCUCUGUAUGUCAACCCUGUGCUGAAUUGGUGACCAGAGUGUACCCCACCUCUCACCCAACAUCAGCUGGGAUAGUCUCCAAGCCCACCCUCCACCCUGCACAGGAUAUAAAGAGGUUGCUAGUCAUCCAACUCCUCCCAAGCUCUAAAGAGCACCAGUGGGUUGUUAGCAAUAUUAGCUAAAACAAAGGCGUGCAUCUGAAAAAUGAAAUGGUAUUUUCUCCUUGUAUCAUGGUGUUUUUAAAGCCCAAGCCCAUAUUUCUGCACAACCCAUUGUAGGAAGGUAUCACAUUUUGGAUUUUAUGUGAAUUCAGAUGAAGAGCAUGUCAAACAGACAUAUAGACUGCAGCUUUUCAUUGUCCGUCCAUGAUGCAGACAGAAGAGGCAGAGAUGUAACAUAGUGACUAUAUAUAGUCUGACUUCACACCCUGUGCACUGUUAUUGAUUGAGGGCUCACUGCCCAAAAGCCCAGAAACGUCCCCAUACACUGCAAAGUAAUAGUUAUAGUAAGUAGAAGGAAAUACAGGUGCAGGGUCAUACACUAUUCUGUUGGGUAAUAAGUGGUGAUUGAGAGAUGAUGGUGAUGUUUCAGCUGUGCACAUGUUGUUUUCAGAUUUGCAUAUCAUAGAAAAGUGGAUUGUUGGCCUUGGUGGAGGUCUCCUCUUUCCCAGUUGUUCCUGCAUUGAAAAGGAAAUUAAAACAAAAAAAAAGCAAAACAAAUACAUCUUGAAGAUAAUUAUUUUUUGAGUGCAAACCAUGACUUGUUCCUCCUGACCAUAACUUCGUGUAUGCAUGUUUCAUCACGGAGAGAUCAUCAAAAUCUUAAUUUAAUUUAGGUCGACUUGAGUGUCCUGUAGGCCUGGGAAGCAAAGAAAUGAAUAAGAUUAUUUUUUUUAUUUUACUGGAUUGUAUUUGUUGAUAUGAUGGGAAAAUAUGCUUUAUGUUCUUUUACAUUCUUGUUCUUCAGCAGAGCUGGAAUCCUUUAGCUGGUAUGAUGUAUGUACAAUGAAGCCACUUGCAACAGGUAAGCAGGUGGUGCUUAAUUGUGUUGCUCAGGACGACACUUGUGGCUGAGGUAGGGAGGGAACCCUGGACACUGUAGAUUCAGCAGCUCAAUAAGCUGCAGUAAACAGCCGCUGCAUGUUUUAGCCGGCAGGCUUAGACAGGAAACUGCUUUCUAUCCCGUACCUACCACACUGCUAAAGCUGGCUUAUUAACUGUGAAAUGUCAUUUAAUUCAACAGAUAUUUUUCCCUGAUUGUGUCUUGUAUGCAUUUAUGCUUAAUGUUGUCAACAUAUUGGCAGCACCUAAAAACAAAAGAAAAGUAUAACUAACACUGUGGUUCUAUAUAAAGAUCUCGGGUGGAAAAUUUAUGUUCUGCACAGACAAUUGUUUAAAUAAAUUGGUGCCAUUAUUAUUCUUAUUAUUUUUUUUACAAUUCUGGUAUAUCUUCUUCUUUAUGGAAAUACAUAUGAAUAGAUGCCACUGGAAUUCAAUAUUCUGUGAUUGUAAACUGUUUUUAUCUCAGUCUUAAUUUGUAAAUGUAUGCAUUGUUUUUUUUUUUAGAUGCAUUUUUACUUUUCUAAUGAAACAAUUUAUUUUCAGCCUUUCAUCCAGUCAGUUUAUUGAACUGAUUCAGCGAAUGACAUGACCUUCUGUGGUGUUUAACUGUACUGCUGGCAUACUUACUGUAAAGGGGGGUGGCAUUCUGUUUGGAGUCAUGGAAUAUUUGCAUUACUGUCGCAAACUGCUUUGGAGGACUUUGUCUUAUUUGAUGGUGAUAGAUUGGUUCAGCCAGGUCCAGGUUCACUUAAGUUCACCUUAAAUUCAGAUCCGUAACAGAUGAACGUCAAACCUGAACAAUUUCUUACUUUUAGAAAAUAGGGAGAGAGGAGAUAGGAAUAAUUAUAAUACAACUGUAACAAAUUUCAAGUAAAUUUGCCCCUGACAUGGAAUCAUAACCAUUAAAUAAUAGUGUGUUUACAUGUUUAUUCCAUUUGACUCAAGUAAUAAACUAAAAUCUGAUGCUUACCAAAGAUGGUACACAACCAUAAUUCCACAUAAAUAAAAACAAAAUGUGAUAUUUUCAAACAAACUGUUUAUACCAACAACAGAUUGUUCUUGCUUGUGAGCAAGAGUGUGUGUAAAUAGGAUGUUUCAAGUGUAAUUCUGACAGUGAAAAAAAAUGGUAUCAACAGGAAAUGAUACAUAAUUCAUAGCCCAGUUAGCAGUGGGACUCUGUUGCAAGGCAAUCAAUCCACCACUUUGGUCCAGACUAAAAUGUCUUGGUAAACAAUCCAUGAAAUUUGGUUCAGAUAGUCAUGUCAGGGUCAGUUUUAAUAACUAAGGUGAUCUGCCUACUUUUUUUUUUUUUUUUUUUUUUAAACACCACCAUCAGGUCAAAUUUUCUGUGUGUCUGACUGGUUUAUGACCUGCAAAACUGAUGACAUUCCUAUCACCCUCAGCUGGCUGAUUAGCAAAUAUGAUAAGGUGGAAAACAUAGCUGCUACACAUCAGCAUGUUAGCAUUGUCAUUGCGAAUAUAGUACAAUUCUGAUAUUAGCAUUUAACUGAAAGCAUUGCUGUGCCUAAGUACAGCCUCAUAUGGCUGUAAACUACAAUUAUUUCUGUUGUCUUGGCUUUUGUACUGCUGUCACUAACAUCACACACAAAUGUAACAAUUGUAGUCCGACUGGUGAUAGCUUCAAGCAGAUCUCACUUUCUCAACAUGUGAACAUGCUAUGUAAUCAAAACUGUAGUGUGUGACGUGCAAAUGGAACCUUUCAGGUUGUUUUCUUAAUUUUACAACGUGCCAAAGCUGUUUACUUCUCUUAGACUGACUUGGACGUUUCGCAGCAACACGAGUGUAUUGAAAAUCUACUUCUAUAUGACUGUUAUGGGAAGUAAAUGAGAAUGUGACCAUUUUGACUGAGCAUUAGGGCAAAGGCUUAAAAAAAUAGUUGAGUCAUGAG